Messenger RNA from Blepharisma stoltei, 249 nucleotides. The record is from the annotation of a GenBank genome assembly. Lineage: Eukaryota; Ciliophora; Heterotrichea; Heterotrichida; Blepharismidae.
AUGGGCUUGUGCUGCGGCAUUACCAAGGCUAAAUCAUUAUCUAAUCAAGAAAAUAAAAUCGAGAAACUGACCAUAAGCUUUCGAAGCCAGAAUAAAAACCAAAGAAGGCUUUUUUGAUUAUCUAAAGCAAGAAAUGCUCCUCAACUUAAUAUUGAAGCGAAUCAGUUAUACAUCAAGCGGCAGUCUUGAUAUAGAAUUUCCAAAAUGAGCACUGGGCAAUGAUCCCUCUCUAAGUCUGAGCUGAUUUAG